Molecule: messenger RNA, 1971 nt
Organism: Psilocybe cubensis
Lineage: Eukaryota; Fungi; Basidiomycota; Agaricomycetes; Agaricales; Agrocybaceae
Exons: 10
Coding region: 1-1971 (656 amino acids)
Source: RefSeq, a predicted model, not a curated record
AUGUUUUGGUCAUCUCUUCUGUUGCUUUCUAGCUCUUUGACUGCAGCAAGAGCAGUGACUGUCUACGGGCAAAUUCCUCUCGCCCAAACCGCGACCGCUGGAUACUCAAAGCCCACUCUCAAGGCUUAUGACCCAAUCGAACUUAUUCCCCCUCCUAUACCCCAACCUCCGCCAGCACCAGCCUAUACCCUCAACCUGGAACGCAAUGCAGCAGCAGUUCCCGGAUUGUCAAUGCCUCAUGUCGGUGGUUCAUUCUGGGGAUUUUCGAUAGAAAUGUCUGUUAUCAGUCAAGUUUUAGGAAAAAACUCAUCAUUUCUCGCAGUCCCUUUCCUCAAUCUUAUGGCGAAUCUUCAGGAACGAUCAGGGGGUGUCGUUAUUCGUAUUGGAGGAAAUACGCAAGAGUUUGCUACUCAAGUGCCAGAAGGAUCGCUUGAAUUUGGUCACACAUUCGCAAAAACUGACUCUGGAUCGAACCAAACAACUCAAACUCCCGCUGUACUGUAUACUCCCGACAUGUUCUAUAUGGCAAACAAUAUAUCGUCAAUGCUAAACGUCAAGUGGUUCUUCGGCAUACCAUUUAACGAUUCCGUCAAUUGGCGGCUGACCAUUGCUGAGCAAGCGCAAAAUAUCUUGGGCGAUAAUCUUCUUGGUUUGCAAGCCGGAAACGAACCUGAUUUCUACUUGAAGUUUGGUCGACGUACUACAUAUAGCCCACAAAUGUAUACGGAUGAGGUUGCGGAUCUGAUCAGAGUCAUGGACGAAAACCCAAACAUCCCCAACAAACAUAUGUUGAUUGGUCCCAGUGUCUCCAGCAUCGAGUGGAUACCCGAACAAGUUUGGGAAACGGGGUAUAUUGAACGAUUCAAGGACAGGCUAUACUGCCUCAGCGUUGAACACUACCCCAUGAACAAUUGUGCAGCAUUGACUGGCGGUGGCCCAGGAAACCCCAUUAUCAACCCCCAAGAUAUUGUCGAUACAUAUUUCAAGCACGACCUGCCAAUGUCUCUUAUGGACCAAUACCGAGAAUCAACGAGGCUCGCACAACUCGCCCAGAAGCCUUUUAUCAUGUUCGAAACCAACACUGCCUCGUGUGGUGGCUUCCCUGGAUUGAGUGAUAGCUAUGGCGCUGCUCUUUGGGCGUUGGACUACGGCCUUCAACUCGCAUAUGGCAACUUCACACAUGCUCUUCUGCACGUCGGUGGUCAGGACACGUACUACAACCCGUUCACGUCGCCACCAACUAACCAGUCCUCCUUUAACGCAUGGAGCGUCGGUGCCGUGUACUACUCAGCCCUAAUCAUCUCUGAAGUCUUUGGAAAGACCAACACCUCGCAGAUUGUCGAUAUAAGGGGCAACUUCGGUAACACCUACACCCCACAAUAUGCGAUCUACGAAAGAGGAGUACUUAGCAAGGUGGCCCUUUUCAACUACGUCAAUGAUAGGUCAGGUGCGAGCGACUCGCUAGUUACGUUGAACAUCCCCGGUGGCGUACCUGCGUCCGUAAGAGUCAAAUAUCUAUUGGCACCCAUGAUUACUUCAAGAAGCAACAUCACAUGGGCCGGCCAGACAUUCGGGCCUCAGUUCACAGUCGAUGGUCGCAUCAGAGGCGAUCUGAACGUCACCACUAUCAGCUGCAACACUGCUGCCAACACAUGUAUCAUCCCUGUUCCCGCUCCUGGUUUCGCCCUGGUUUUCCUUGACAGCUCCGCCGAGGCACUGUCGCUCGGUCAAGCGACAGAGACCUUCUCAACGUCUGCGUUUACCCAGAAGCACAAUACUGUCACAUACGAGCCCGCGACCGUUUCGCUCUCGAAUGGACGGUCAGGUUCCGAUCGCGACAAGAAUCUAGGCACCAGCUAUGGCUACAAAGAGAGCGGAGAUGUAGCAUUGAGGGUGCCCCUCUUGUCAUUCACCCUAUCGCUGGCGAUUUUGAGCGGGCUAUGGAUCGUACGAGCAAGAGCCCUCCUAUAA